GCGUGGGAGGAGGAGGGGGGGGGGUGAGGUUGCGCAUGCGCAGGCGCGGCGGCUGGCAAAACGGUCGGUUGGCAGUUGGCGGUUUGGCAGUUGGCGGCGCGCGGAGCCUCUGCGUCCCUCCCUCUCGAGCCGCUGUUGUCAGGUGAUGGCUUAUCAGCAGCACCAGUACCGACAGCAGCAGCAGCAACAACAGCAGCAGCACAACGGCCUCCAGGACCAGGGCUUCCUCUGGGCCGUCUUUCAGAGGGUUGAUCGAGACAGAAGUGGGGUGAUAUCUGAAAAUGAGCUUCAGCAAGCUUUAUCCAAUGGAACAUGGACUCCUUUUAAUCCGAAGACCGUCAAGUCUCUCAUUGGCAUGUUUGACAGAAAUAAUCGUGGAGGAGUGGAUUUCAAUGAAUUCCUAGGUCUUUGGAAGUAUAUAAAUGAUUGGCAGAAUAUCUUUCGAAACUAUGAUCGAGAUAACUCUGGCUUCAUUGACAAAAAUGAACUCAAACAGGCCUUAACAAGUUUUGGGUACCGUCUGUCAGACCAGUUCUACGGUAUUCUGGUUAGUAAAUUUGACAGGCAGGGAAGAGGACAGAUAGCCUUUGAUGACUUCAUUCAGUGCUGUAUUGUCUUACAGAGGCUGACAGAUGUGUUCAGACGAUAUGAUACAGAUCAGGACGGUUGGAUUCAAGUUUCUUACGAGCAGUAUCUUACUAUGGUCUUCAAUAUAGUAUGAAUUUGUAACAUUUUGACUAACAAUCAAUGACAUUUCUGAAGUCAUUUGCAUUAAACAUGAGUCUUAUUGCUAACUUCCACAACCUUGGUUGAAACUUGCCAGCAUAAACCUUGAGGCAAAAGCAAAAUCUGCAUGUAAAUAGUUUAAAAUGCACAUAUUAAUUGUAGAAUGAAGAGAAACAUUUACUGUAUUGCUUAUUUUUUAAUAUUUGUAAUAGCUUGUUGACUGCAUGCAGAUGUGCCAUAUCACGUACCCUGUGCUGCUGUACUGUUUUGACAAGUAUAUUAGAUGCACAGCCUCAAUGAUUGCAAAAAAAAAGCUUAUUUUAUGCAUGGUGCCUUAUUAAAUCUAAACAAGAGAUGGAUGAUACUGUGACAUUCAGUUGUUCAGUAAAGAAUGAGUAAUAUGUCCACAAAUGCCUAGGUUUGCCAAGUGAUAACUUAAGUCUAAGUGUUUGUCCUAUUUAACAUUCCUUCAUGUUCUAAAUCAAGGUACAAUUAAGUUACAUAGAUUUGUGUGGGAAAAAUUGCAGUAAGCCAAUAAGAAAUGAACUGUCAAGCCAAUAUCAAUGUGAUGAAGCAAUAUACUUAGCAGUAGACAUGGCUCUUAAUCUUAUUUCAUAUAAAAGUUAAUGCUUUAUGUAAAGUAGUGCCAAUGGUUGUUUACUGUUACAUUUAUAAUGGAAAUCAAUUGCAAAUCUUUCAAAUAAAUCUUACUUUUCGGUA
This is a messenger RNA of Callorhinchus milii (elephant shark), 1446 nucleotides long. It is a transcript of the gene pdcd6, whose product is annotated as programmed cell death 6. The coding region runs from base 146 to 721 and encodes 191 amino acids. The record is from RefSeq and is a predicted model, not a curated record. NCBI's taxonomy places the organism in Eukaryota, Metazoa, Chordata, Chondrichthyes, Chimaeriformes, Callorhinchidae. The transcript has 6 exons. Gene Ontology annotation, molecular function: calcium ion binding.